Molecule: messenger RNA, 1758 nt
Organism: Plasmodium knowlesi strain H
Lineage: Eukaryota; Apicomplexa; Aconoidasida; Haemosporida; Plasmodiidae
Product: conserved Plasmodium protein, unknown function
Exons: 1
Coding region: 1-1758 (585 amino acids)
Source: RefSeq, a predicted model, not a curated record
AUGAAGAAAAAAAAUAAUCUUCACUUAGUACAGAAUUUGGUGGUACUCCUUAGGGAGAAGAGCCCAAAGGACAGAAAACAUGUUCCGAGUGUAGACGAACAGAGAGGGCUCCAAACAAGAAAAAGCAUGAUCAAUGGAGUUCAUGCUAUUAACGGUGAGGACUACGCUAGGAGUAAAAAUGAUGAGGAGGAAAAUGCCAUUAUCUUUCUCCUUACCCGGAUGGGAAAUGAUUUACUCAUACACGAUAACUUAAAUAUUUCAAGGAAAAAAAAAAAGUUCAUUGAGGAGAGCCACUUGGUUAUACAACGGGACGGUAACUACGUCAAUGUCCAGAGCAGAAACAAUUUGCUCUACGCUGUGGCUUUGCAUUGUCAAGAAAGGGAGGCCAAGGAGGAGAAAACAACGAAGAAGAGAGCAACUGGCACCACCAGGAUCACUGAACGAAAUAAUUACACGCGUGUACUCGCCGCACUCAAAUACGCCAGGGACAAAUUUAAUGCAAACUUGAAUUACUACGUCAGUCUUGCAAAUGGUGAGUGGCAAGUGAGGAAGAUCCACCUGCUGGACUGUAGCCAGAUGGUGUGGGAUUUUCAGUUUUUUAAAGAUGACCUAAGGAGAAGGAUAAAAUACGCGCAACUAUCAAAAAGUGUAUGCUUUGUUUUAUCUCCUUGUGUGCUCAUUCGGGAGUACGCGUUGUUCGUGUCUGGUUUAAUAAGGCGUCUGGGGCGGGGCUCUCAGGGUGCUGUGUUUCACGUGGUGGAGGAGGAAUGCACAGGGGCUACAGCCAUUGGUGAACUCGUGGCCGAUUCGGUGGUAGGUAAUGUGGUGGAUAUCCCCCAUUUGGAACCAAACGACUGUAUCCACCUCGAGGUACAGCAGAAGACACCCUUCCAUCAGCAAAUUUGGUUCAUCCUUUCUCUCUUGAAGGAAGAAUACACCAACCUACGAAGUAUCUACCACUUGGAACACUACACGAAAAUCUUCCUACAUAACUGUGAGAAGCUAAACAGAAGAUCCUUCAUUUCUUUUUUAAAAAAAAUAGACCACCUACACGUGCAUGCAGUAAAUUUGAACACCCUCUUUGGUUUGUAUUUUAGCGAAACGGAAGAGAAUAUAUUAAAAGUUUUUCGAAAAUGUGAGCGCCUUUCCAAGCAGACCAGCCGAAGUGUCUGCCUGGUGAUUGACGGGAUUGAUGUGGUGGCUCGGCGACUCGGGAAACGCCACUACGGUAACGGUGAUGAUGACCACCGAGAUGGUAGCCACGAUGGUGACGAUUCAGGGGGAGAAGCCAACGACAACGGUCGGCUCCUUACGACACUCUUGCUGUGCCUGGAUAGCAUAGAUAACUACACAGGGCGGAGGAGGCCGCCUCGGCGGAGAGCAGCCGAACAACGUGAACAAAAUAACGAAGGCAACACAAAACACAACAUAUGUAAAGACGAAAACACAAGGAGAAGGAUGCAAAAAAAAAAGCAUUCCCCCGAGGUAGACCUGUACGAAGAAGAUUCAGAUAACACGGCGAAAUCUUCAACGGAUGGAGGUACCAAAAAAAAGCAUAAGAGAAAAAAAUUAGCAACACAUGUAACAUAUGACAUUAAGCAGUUGGCAAAAAUUUACAAAGAAAAGCGCAUUCAGCUGAUGCGAAGGAAAAAAAAAAAAAACAUCAGCAUUAUUGUUUUAAGCGAUCUGGAUUUAAAACAUUUUGACAUUUCUCUUACGAGAGCAGGGCGUUUUUUUCAUUUCAUAAAAUAUAGCUAG